This is a messenger RNA of Nematostella vectensis (starlet sea anemone), 5251 nucleotides long. Its product is annotated as QRFP-like peptide receptor. Gene Ontology annotation, cellular component: membrane. The coding region runs from base 2449 to 3543 and encodes 364 amino acids. The record is from RefSeq and is a predicted model, not a curated record. Lineage: Eukaryota; Metazoa; Cnidaria; Anthozoa; Actiniaria; Edwardsiidae. Gene Ontology annotation, biological process: neuropeptide signaling pathway. Gene Ontology annotation, molecular function: neuropeptide receptor activity. The transcript is spliced from 3 exons.
UGUUCCUCGCUACUUGGCGUCUAAUUUCUUAGAAAAUCUUGUUCCUCGCUACUUGGCGUCUAAUUUCUUAGAAAAUCUUGUUCCUCGCUACUUGGCGUCUAAUUUCUUAGAAAAUCUUGUUACUCGAUACUUGGCGUCUAAUUCCUAGAAAAAUACACAAAAGUUCUCACUCCCUGAUAUCUCAUUCAGCUACUGCAAUAACCAACAGUUUUUGGAGAUUUUUCACCAUGAAAUAUCAGAGCUGCCUAUAGUAAAUGCUUAAAGUGUUAUUGCAUUCUGUAACCAGCGCACAAAAAGGUUAAAGAUAAGCUAGCGUCAAUAUUACCAUUGUUAUCCAGAUAAAAUGCUUUUUUGAUAAAAAAAGACAAUGGAAUCUUCUGGUAACUGUGUAAAAAUUAGAAUCGUUUAUUAAUCCCGCCCCCAUAAAAAUGCUCACUCAUUCCCUUAUUUUCUUCUUUAUGUUUUGCUGAUUUUGUCUGUAGCAUUUAUCUAUGUUUUACCUCUAUUUCUCUUAUUUAAAUAGGAAUUUAAAUUAGCUCGUUCUUAUCACAUGCAUUCUUAUUUUAUUUUCAUUUUGUCGUAUAUACUUUUACCUUUCUUAAAAAAAUAAUUAAGUCAAAUAGAGCAGAAUUAUGUUGUUUGACUUUCAAUUUCUAAUUCUACCGAAUUCAAUAAUUUCUACUGCUGUUAUUUUGCGAACUCUCAAAACUCUCUCCGACAGCUAAUUCGCCCUCUGGCUUCCGUCAUUUAAACCCUUAAAGCGUUUUCAUUGGCUAGCCUUAAAAUGGUUUCCCAAAAAAGGACUAAAGGAAAUUCUGUGUGCAUGACGGUAGCCAGAAAGCUAGUUAAAAAUUAUUGACAAGAUUAGCCGGGCUGCAAUAUCCCCUGUGAGAGAAAAAAAAAAUACUAAAAAUAAGUAACUCCUGACUUCAUGCUGUCCCUCUCCCCCUCCCCCCACGCUCUAACCCCUCCCUUUCCCCCUGGAAAAAACAGUACGCCCCUGUAGAGUGGUCUCAAAAGUAAUCUUAUCCAUAAUGAGUAUUCGUUUCUGGCAUAUGAAACUAAAAUAGACAAUUCUUUAGCCUAGGCAAAGCCCUCUUCUCGUUAGAUUAAAGCCAAAAAUCACUUAGGAUAAAUGCCUAACUCUAGCACUUUGCCUUUUACAAUAUCUGUUUCGGUAGUAGGGUGGUUUCCAAAAUCCCGUGCAACAAAAUGUAAUUGUUAAAGUGUAAUAGUCAAGCCAGAACAAAAAAGAACAGAGACAUUACAGUGUAUUAGAGUACUAAAUAAACUAAAUAGUAUUUCACGGGUUUUUGAAAACCACUUCGUUUGUAAACACUAAUUGUACACUACACUGUAAUGGUUGAGUACAUAAUAAUAAUAAAUAAAUGUACUCAAGCUUGACGUGGCGCGCGUUGCAGCACCGUGUUCUCCCCAACAUAAGAUUUAGAGUACUUCUCUAAAACGAGACCUUGACAGGGCCGGAUCUGGCUUUUCGCUAAAGGGGGGGUUGGCUCAGUAAAAAAGGUGGAGGGGGUAAUUAUUUUUUGUUACAUAUAGCUUUAUGGCAGCCCUAAACCCUCCCCCUAGAUCCGCUACUGUUUCAGAUUGCUAUUUCGUCUCAUAUUAUUCUAGAAAUGAUCGAGAUUAAUUUUAUGAGGGCUAGAGUAAUGAGGUGAACUGUCUUGCUCUCCAUAGCGGUGACAGUUUGGAAAUCAGUCGAUUUUUCAUAAAGAAUAAUAAGCAACUGCCCCUUCUAAAAUGGUUUUAGGAAAGAAUUAUGACGUUGAUGAUGCGUUUUUGCCGAAAGCCGUUUUUUCUUGAAUUUCUUAUCAAUUAGUGUGUAAAAAUGUAAAGAAAAAAUAUAUAUAUACCAUGCUACGUUCAAAAAAAUUAUACAAUGCAUGUAGUCAGUAGGUGAGAAUUUUAAUAAAAGCCCAGAAUGUGUAAUUAACAACCUAAGUUAAACAAUUAAACAAAAUUUAUAUCCAAAGUCAACAAAUAAGUACAUAAUCAAUUAACAAACACAAUGCAAAUUUAGAAUCCUUUUUUCACAAUGGCACCUAUUAUUGAACAGGUUACUCUAUUAUCCGCACUUCGCUCAAAAAAAUAUUUCAAUUGCUGGAUGUCAUAUAGAGUACACUCAACGAAGUGUGAAUAGCUCUAGUCUUUGAGACAUCCGCCGGGCUGUUGGCACUACAUUAGGGGCUUGUCAGAGCAGCUAUUUGAUUAUAAUACGAGUUUUGUUAUCUCUUGUCUUUUGUCGUCACACACAGUCGGCUCUGAAUGGACAAAUUAGAAUGACGAUAUAUGAUUACUGGAAGCUUAUAUUUGGGGAAUAUUCUUUUACCAAAGUCAUAUUUCAAUGAACUUGUUUUGUUAGACUGAAAUUCGUUUGUAAAAAAAAUAUAUAUAUAACGAAAGAUACAUUGGCUAACGUAAAUCACGAUGUACAACUCUACACAGAAUCCCUGCCCUACUCAUCCCGAUCUCAGCAAAGCUGCAAGGUCCGGGUUAGCCUUUGGUUUCAUCCUUAGCAUGCUUAUCAGUUUCCCUGGCAACAUCCUUGUCAUCGUUACCGUGGUAACCAACAGGCGCAUGCGUACUGUUACCAAUUACCUCAUUGUCAAUAUGGCAGUCGCAGAUCUUCUCUUAACGGUCUUCAAUAUGCCCUCAACGACUUCUACUGUUAUUUCGCCGUCGUAUUUCUGGUACACCGGAGAGUUUUGGAUUGCUAUGUGUAAGCUUUUACCAUUUAUACAAUCCGUUAGCGUCGCUAGUUCAGUUCUUAACAUGACAGCCAUCGCUGUCGAUAGAUUUUUCGCGGUCGUUCUUCCCUUGCGAAGGUACAUCACAUUCAACGUGGCUUACAUCAUGAUGGCCGCCGUCUGGGUUGUCGCCAUUGGGGUCAGCGCCCCGUUCCUUUACGCGCAGAACGUCAUAUCAUUUCCCGGCAUGCCUGGAAAGGUAGCUUGCAUGGAAACGUGGAAACAUCCCAUUGAGCAGUUAAUGGAGAUAUCGGAGCCGAAAGACUUUACUGUGGUGCUUUUCGUUGUGUUUUACGUACUGCCUCUCAUUGUCAUGAGUGUGUUGUAUUCUGUUGUGAUUUAUAAGCUGUGGAUAAGAAAGUUACCGGGGCAAAGAAGCGAGUUGAAUCAGCAGCGGGCCGAUAGAUCAAAAAAGAAGGUCUUGCGCAUGCUCCUAAUAGUGCUACUGCUGUUUGCACUCUGCUGGCUCCCCGUUCACGUGACUUCCUUCAUCUUGUUUUUCGGCACGUGUUCGCCUCCGCCCAUUCUUACCUGGAUCGGCUACCUUCUAUCCCAAGGCAACAGCGCAAUCAAUCCCUGCAUCUACGUCAUUUUUAAUGAGAGCUACCGACAAGGCUUUGCGCGCUUGGUGUGUUGCUUGUGUCGACGCAAGGGGAGUAGGAUGGUGAGGCCUGGCGUGACAGUUAUCGGCAUGGACAAUACUUAUAUUGAUGGCGUCACAAGGUCGAAUAUUGCCUCACCUUCACCUCGCAUGCUCCGAGAUACAUACACAUGAGAGUCCCGGAUGUCUCGAUUAGAAUAAAUCGCGGGCCUUAGUGACUAUGCCCAAGAGAUGGAAACUAGAAAAUCACGGAUACGUGGAGAUUGAUAAUAUCAACAGGGUUUAUAGUUAUGUUGGAUGUUUUUUUUUUACAUCCGGGAGCUUGGUGAUGAUGUCCACGAGGUACCGAUUUUCGCGUGAAAGAGAAUAUUCUCAUUCGGGAACUAUGGUGAUAUGACCAAUGGAUAAGGGGUAUCGGAUGCUUGUGGAGAAAAUCAUUGCAUCCGGGAUUUAAUAAUGGCGUCCAAAGAGAUAAAAAUUGACCAGGUUGCUUGAGAGAAUCAAAACCUCUCAACUUGAGGUCUCGGAUGAACAGAAUCGAGGGUUAAUCUUUGGAUCUUAGAGAAACUUCAACUAGGGCGAGGAACACCUAUAAAUCUUUAGAAAACCCUGAUACCAAUAAUAAAGACAGCUGAAAAACAAACAGCUAAGACCCAUUUUAGUGGCCAUGUUAUCCAUAGGCCGUAUACGGAUAACACGGAAGAUUUACUUCUGAUUAAUGUGCUAUUUCAUAUAAGGUUGCACAAAGAAUCCAUGUGUCGUAGCCCGCGGUGAUUCAUGGGUACCAAAUAAAUGGGCGAAUAAGCCAAAAAUAAACCAAAUCCAAGUUGAAUUUUUUAGGGGGGGAGGACUUGCCCCCAGUGCCCCACACCCUGCUACGGCCCUGCGUGCCUUCCAGAGACCAAGAUUGACCCAUUUAUACGUUACCCAUGACUAACUGCGGGUUAUGACAUCACAAUGAUAGUCCUUCUUUGAAAUGUAGGUGUAUACUGUACACCGGGUUAUAGCUGACUUGAGCUACGAGUUCUGUGCACAUUAACUACAAUCAUAUCGCUUAACUUAGCCUUCAUAUAAAUCUUUAGUUUUAGAGUAAGUUGGACUGUUUAGACUUAGUAGAUCUCGCAAGUAUUCUAAGUCAUUUUCAAGUCAUAACAUUUAAUAACGCUAACUUGAUAUUUGGGUAUUUUUAGUCAAAGUUUUUCCUGAGCAGAAAUAAGCUUAGUACCUGGAAAUAGCAUUACUAGCGAAGAUAUACAGGCAUUGCAGCAAAUCGAAAAUAUGUCCUUUAUCUUUUUGGGUUUCCUGUGUUGUUUUAUGGUCUCCUGCAUAUCAGUUAAUCUUGUUUAAACGAAAAACUGUCGUUUUUCAAGCUCGCUCGGUCAAUUCCUUAUUAGGCAUUGCAUACCAUAUUUGGGAGUCCGCUUCAAUCAUUUUUUCGCUUUUUUAUCGCUCUAGAGCUUUGUAAGUCGAGAUUUCCACGUAAACGUUCUUGUUUACGAUUUUGCUGGCAGCGAUCUUGGAUAUGAAGCCUAGUCCCUAACGUAUUAGAAUAUCACAGGUCUCCCGCGGGCUCGCCCAGGCUCUUUUAGACAAUUUAGAAAAAAGACAGCCAUUGAUUGAUAUAUAAAAAACCUCCACAGGGAGGGGGGGGGGGGUAGGGGGCAACAUAAACAUUUAUUAAGGAAUCUGAUUGUAAUUUCUGCCUUGUGCAAAGUUUGGGAUUUUCUAGAGAAUCGAUCUGUUGUUGCAUCUCCUACAAGGAAAGCCCAGAUCGUUCCAAAAGCUGCCAAAACGCUAGUAAACUAGCACAGUAUGUGUGUAUAACAGGGUGACAAACUUAUACGGGUGAUCACUAACUAUUAAAAAUCAUGGCACAAAGACA